Messenger RNA from Rosa rugosa (rugosa rose), 1548 nucleotides. RefSeq lists its product as uncharacterized. The record is from RefSeq and is a predicted model, not a curated record. Gene Ontology annotation, molecular function: RNA binding. Bases 133 to 1248 code for a protein of 371 amino acids. Lineage: Eukaryota; Viridiplantae; Streptophyta; Magnoliopsida; Rosales; Rosaceae. The transcript is spliced from 8 exons.
UAACCGUCUCUCUCAGUAUCUCACUCGCCCUCUCAACUUUCACACUGUGUCGCUCCCAUUCUCUCCUCCGCUAGGGUUUUAGGGUUUUCUCUCCAUUCCUACUCCCAGCCUCCGCAAUCCUAAAAUUCCGGAAUGGAAAGCUACCGGAGAGUCGAGAAGCCGAAGCCGGAGCUCCCAAUCAGCGAGAACGAGAUCCGAAUCACCACCCAGGGCGCCAUCAGAAACUACAUCAGCUAUGCCACCACUCAGCUCCAGGAUAAACAAGUCAACGAAAUUGUCUUGAAAGCAAUGGGACAGGCAAUCAGCAAGACAGUGGCUAUUGCUGAAAUCAUAAAGAAGAGGGUUCCAAUGUUGCAUCAAGAUACUGCCAUCAGCUCUGUAAGCAUAACUGAUGUAUGGGAACCUAUUGAGGAGGGUCUUGUACCUGUGGAGAUGACUCGCCAUGUGUCAAUGAUUUCAAUUACACUAUCAACUAAGGAGUUAAACACAACCUCUGCGGGAUAUCAAGCUCCAUCUCCCCUAGACCAAUCAAAGCCACAGCCCAAUUACCAACAACAGCAACCAAGACAAGCUCGUGGUCCAUACAAUGCUGUCAAUGAAGAUUCAUAUGGUCGAGGACGGGGACGUGGUAGAGGCAGAGGUCGUGGCAGAGGUGGAGGAUACGGCAACUAUCAAGGUGGAUAUGGCAACUAUCAAGGGGGAUAUGGAAACUAUCAAGGAGGUGGUUAUGGAAGCUAUCAAGAUAAUGGUGGGUAUCCAAAUCGGGGAAGAGGUGGUGGACGAGGCAGAAGUUGGCCCAAUCGUGGUUCUGGUGGUUAUGAAAGAGGUUCAGGACCUUCAGGUGGCUAUGAAAGGGGUUCAGGUGGCUAUGAAAGAGGUUCAGGUGGCUAUGAAAGAGGUGCCGGUGGCUAUGAAAGAGGUUCAGGUGGCUAUGAAAGAGGUGCCGGUGGCUAUGAAAGAGGUGCCGGUGGUUAUGAUAGAAAUGCUGGAUAUGAAAGAGGUGCUGGUGGAAAUGAUAGAGGUGCUGGUGGUUAUGAUAGAAAUGCUGGUUAUGAAAGAGGUGCCAGUGGGAAUGAUAGAGGUGCUGGUGGCUAUGAAAGAGGUCCUGGUGGGUAUGACAGAGGUACUGGUGGUUAUGACAGGGGUACUGGUGGUUAUGAAAGAGGCAGAGGUCAAGGGGGCAGAGGAUAUGGUCGUGGGAGGGGACGGAUGGGUGGACGCUCUAGGGGUGGUGCGAACCAGGCAUAACUCACAGUAGGUGAUAUUUUUUGCUUUCGCUAUGUGCAUGCCUUUUGCCCAUGAGGGUGAGUUUUUAUCAGAAUGCUGUUUGAAUAGCGUGAAAUGUGGCUUACAAUAUUUGGCGUUGUUAGAACAGUUUCUAUUUUGAUGUUUUGCUGCUCCUGCAUUAUGUUGAUAAAGUGCAUGUGGACAUGGGCAGGCUUGUUUUGGUUGCAUUUAGCCAAGUGAAAAAUGGUCGGUUUUGGUAUUGCUGUAAUUCAUUUCACAAUUUAUUGUUGGCAAUAUUGUAUUUAGAGCUUCCUUACAAUA